AUGAAGCAGAGAAAGGAAGAAUUAGAACGUGAUGCUUAUGAAUCAAUGGCAGAGGUGGUUCCUAGGUCACUAAUUCCACCACCUCCACCUCCGCUUCCGAAAUUCUCAAGACCUAAAGCAGAAGAGAGUGUCACAAACCGAGAAAUCGCUAGGUUUUGGAGGAAAAAGAGGAUCGAGGAAGAGGAUCAUCUCCUUGCUGCUAUCAAAGCUGCUGCUAGACUCCGUGCACGCACUCUCACGGAGCAAGAGUAUGAGAGGUUCGAGUUGUCCCUGAAGAACGAUAAUGACUACGAUGAAACCAAGAAAGAGGCUCUCCAAUGGAACGUAGGGACAAAUGAUUAUUGCAAAACAAUGGCCAAGGACCAAGAAGUGCGUGUUGGAAUCAAGGAUUGGUGGACAAAAAGCAAAUAUGCGUAUUUGAAUCAACCAGCCAUAGAUUCCAUGGAUCUUCCAAAGAAACGAAGCUCUACCUAUGUUCCCAAUUUUCUUUCUUAUCAGCCCAAGCCUUUGUAUCCUUCUGCUAUUGGUGUCUUUUAA
Messenger RNA from Sphenostylis stenocarpa, 537 nucleotides. NCBI's taxonomy places the organism in Eukaryota, Viridiplantae, Streptophyta, Magnoliopsida, Fabales, Fabaceae. The record is from the annotation of a GenBank genome assembly.